GGAGGAGGAGGAGAGAGAGAAGGAGAGAGCAGAGGAGAGGAGGAGAGGAGCGGUGCUGAGCUGCGUCUCCCCGCAGGUCAAUGGAGUUGGAGAACAUCGUCGCCAACACCGUCCUACUGAAAGCCAGAGAAGGAGGUGGAGGAAAGCGCAAAGGCAAAAGUAAAAAGUGGAAGGAAAUAUUGAAGUUUCCUCACAUCAGUCUGUGUGAAGAGCAACGGAAAAUCAUAGACCGAGACUAUUUCAACCUUUGCGAGAAGCUGCCAAUUGGAAGACUCCUUUUCCGGCAAUUCUGUGAAACCCAAACUGAAUUUGAGCACUACAUAAACUUUCUCGACUUAGUGACAGAGUAUGAAGUUACACCAGAUGAAAAACGUGCAGAGAAAGGACAAGAGAUGAUCAGCAAAUACCUCACGCCAGAGUCGCCAGGAUAUAUACGAGAAGUCAGUGAAGACAUUGUCCAGCAAUGUAAAGAAAAACUCGAAAUGAAUGCGUGCAAAGAACUCUUCACUCACUGUGUAAAGUCAGGACAUGAUUAUCUGAGCGGGCAGCCCUUUAAAGAAUAUCAAGACAGCAUGUAUUUUGACCGCUUUCUGCAGUGGAGGUGGCUGGAAAGACAAGCUGUAACGAAAAACACAUUUAGGCAAUAUAGAGUACUGGGAAAAGGUGGCUUUGGUGAGGUCUGUGCCUGUCAAGUACGAGCGACCGGGAAAAUGUACGCCUGCAAGAAAUUAGAGAAGAAAAGGAUUAAAAAGAGAAAAGGAGAAACUAUGGCUUUAAAUGAAAAGCAGAUUUUAGAAAAAGUCAAUAGUAGAUUUGUAGUUAAUUUAGCUUACGCCUACGAAACAAAGGAUGCACUAUGCUUAGUACUGACCUUAAUGAAUGGCGGUGACUUGAAAUUCCACAUCUAUAACAUGGGAAAUCCAGGGUUUGAGGAAGACCGGGCUGUCUUUUAUGCAGCUGAGAUCUGCUGUGGCCUGGGAGAUCUCCACAAGGAAAACAUUGUUUACAGAGAUUUGAAGCCUGAAAACAUCUUAUUAGAUGAUGAUGGUCACAUUAGGAUAUCUGAUCUGGGAUUAGCUGUGAAAAUUCCUGAAGGGGAGACGAUUCGAGGCAGGGUAGGAACAGUAGGAUAUAUGGCUCCAGAGGUUCUGAACAAUCAGCGAUAUGCAUUGAGUCCAGACUACUGGGGGCUGGGCUGCUUAAUCUAUGAAAUGAUAGCUGGGCAGUCCCCGUUCCGAGGCCGAAAAGAGAAGGUUAAAAGGGAAGAGGUGGACAGGCGGGUGUUGGAAACAGAAGAAACUUACACAGACAAGUUUUCAGAGGAAGCAAAGUCUAUCUGCAAGAUGUUGCUGAUUAAAGAUCCCAAGGAAAGGCUGGGCUGCACAGGAGGAGGUGCUGCAGACGUGAAGAAAAAUCAGUUCUUCAGGAAUAUCAAUUUCAAGCGACUAGAAGCCGGAAUAAUGGAUCCUCCGUUUGUACCUGAUCCUCGCGCAGUGUACUGCAAGGACGUUUUGGACAUCGAACAAUUCUCCACUGUGAAAGGGGUGAACCUGGACCAGACGGAUGACGACUUCUAUUCCAAGUUUUCCACUGGUUGCGUGUCGAUUCCCUGGCAGAAUGAGAUGAUAGAAACCGAAUGCUUUAAAGAACUGAACUUGUAUGGUCCAAAUGGAGGUUUGUCUCCAGACCUGGACAGGAGCUAUACCCCUGAACCACCUAAAAGAACACUCCUGCAAAGGCUCUUCCGACGGCAGAAUCACAGUCAUUCAAACAGCUCCGGGACUGCGAAGACUCAUUCCAACCAUCAAGUAAAUUCUCAUCAAGCUAACUCAAACUCUGGAGGGAACAGCUAGUCUCAGCUCAUGAUUCGUGUGGCAAUUCUUUGUAACUUUUCCCGUUUUCUGGAACUAUUUAGCGGAAAAGCAGCAGCUCUCCCCAUCCCCACUCCCACCUCCCCGUCCCCUCCUGCCAUGAAGGGGUAUUGAUUCCACACGAGCAAGCCUCUAGAGUUUCUUGAUCCAGCUGCUCACUUGCUCUCAGGUGUGUGUCGUUGAGAUUGGGAUUGUGACAUCUGAAACGAGAUGAAAUAUUGCAAUAGCAAUUCAAUGGAAAUGGCUACUUGCAUGUAUUUAAAAACAAAACAAAAAAGCAUUGUACUAGAACUGUAUUUUGUCUUUAUUAAAAAAAAAGGUUUUGUAAAUUUCUCUAUAACUGUCUCAGUUUACAUUUUGUACAUUUGUAUUUAAAGUAUGUCAGAAUCAAUUGGGAUGUAUAUUUUCUGCCCAGCAGUUGUAAAAGCCAUGUGCCGAUUCCACGAUGAACAUCUUUGCGAAUUUUUAUGAAUUGUGAUUUUCAAUUUCCUCGGCAUUUAAACGGUGAACGAGAACCUGUUUUAUUGCUUUUUUUUAAAAAAAAAUCUGCAGUAAGUGAUUUUCUUUCUAUAUUCUUUCACCAUAUCGGUAAUCAUUUUAUAUUUUUGUAGCUUUUUGUCAUAGCUUGCUGUUAUUAAACAUGCCUCUUUCUUUUGUA
Callorhinchus milii (elephant shark) is the source of this 2529-nucleotide messenger RNA. RefSeq names its product G protein-coupled receptor kinase 5. Gene Ontology annotation, cellular component: cytoplasm. Gene Ontology annotation, biological process: signal transduction; regulation of signal transduction; protein phosphorylation. Gene Ontology annotation, molecular function: ATP binding; G protein-coupled receptor kinase activity. The coding region runs from base 81 to 1853 and encodes 590 amino acids. The transcript is spliced from 16 exons. The record is from RefSeq and is a predicted model, not a curated record. NCBI's taxonomy places the organism in Eukaryota, Metazoa, Chordata, Chondrichthyes, Chimaeriformes, Callorhinchidae.